CAGUCACAGAAUACUGAAGGAAGCAGCAUGGAGUAUUUACUGGUGUCAACCGAAAAGGUGCCCUCUUUACAACAGUACAAGAAAACGGACAAAGACGUUAUUGGAGGUCUAUGCAGUUUGGCCAAGGGUCAUCUGACCCCAGAAACGGCGCGUGACCAAGAACGGCGCCUUCGCCGCGAGAUCGCCAAUAGCAACGAACGUCGCCGAAUGCAAAGCAUCAACGCAGGUUUCCAGUCCCUCAAAACGCUCAUCCCUCACAGCAGCGGAGAGAAACUCAGCAAGGCAGCCAUCCUGCAGCAGACAGCAGAUUACAUUUACUCUCUGGAGCAGGAAAAAACUCAACUACAACAGCAGAACAGCCAGCUACAACUCUUUAUACAGGAGAUCACUGGUUCAUCCCCAAAAAGGAAACGCACGGAGGAGAAGGAUGAAGGAAUAGGCUCCCCUGACACACCGGAGGAGGACAGAGUGGAGGACUUCCGCAGGGACAUGUUGGACCUCCGUCAACAGCUGGAGAAAGAACGGUCUAUGCGCAUGUUACUGGAGGAACAGAUCCACUCCCUCGGCGUUCACCUUCAUUCGGAGAAGAAGAAGGUCAUAACUCAACAGGUCCAGGAGGAGAAUGCACACGUCCACUCACAAACACUGCAGAGACUGCAGCAGCAACACGAUACCUGUCCCAACCCACCACCGGCACCCACCCACCAUCCUACUGUCAUCGUCCCUGCCCGCAUGCACCCCCUCACUCCCCAGCAUGUUACCGUGGUUACCAUGAGCCCGACCUCCACUAGCAGCACUCUGUCCACGUCCAGGCAGAAUCUGGAUGCUAUUGUUCAGGCUAUCCAGCACAUUGAAGGUUAUCAGAGAGUGGGCGGGGCCAUGGAAGAGCAGAGGAAAGCUGUCAUUGUGACACCAAGACGUAUUUCCAUGGAUACCACCGGCUCAGACACAGACUCUUACAGCGAGGGAGAGGACUACUCUGCAUGAGUUGAUCGCUCUCACACUAACACACACACACACACGCGCACACACACACACACACACAGCCAUUAAAAUCGUACAAAUACU
Chanos chanos (milkfish) is the source of this 1068-nucleotide messenger RNA. RefSeq names its product transcription factor AP-4-like. The coding region runs from base 28 to 987 and encodes 319 amino acids. The record is from RefSeq and is a predicted model, not a curated record. The transcript is spliced from 7 exons. Gene Ontology annotation, biological process: regulation of transcription by RNA polymerase II. Gene Ontology annotation, molecular function: RNA polymerase II cis-regulatory region sequence-specific DNA binding; protein dimerization activity; DNA-binding transcription factor activity, RNA polymerase II-specific. Gene Ontology annotation, cellular component: nucleus. NCBI's taxonomy places the organism in Eukaryota, Metazoa, Chordata, Actinopteri, Gonorynchiformes, Chanidae.